Messenger RNA from Poeciliopsis prolifica (blackstripe livebearer), 1769 nucleotides. Its product is annotated as homeodomain-interacting protein kinase 1-like. The record is from RefSeq and is a predicted model, not a curated record. The coding region runs from base 42 to 1769 and encodes 575 amino acids. Gene Ontology annotation, cellular component: nucleus; PML body; cytoplasm. Lineage: Eukaryota; Metazoa; Chordata; Actinopteri; Cyprinodontiformes; Poeciliidae. The transcript has 2 exons. Gene Ontology annotation, biological process: peptidyl-serine phosphorylation; positive regulation of transcription by RNA polymerase II; intrinsic apoptotic signaling pathway in response to DNA damage by p53 class mediator. Gene Ontology annotation, molecular function: SMAD binding; protein tyrosine kinase activity; transcription coactivator activity.
UCAACUCCGUCGCAAACAUUCUGAGCAAAAAGCAUGGAAGGAUGUUUAGUUCUGACAAAAUUAUUUUGAACAAAAUGGAUGCAAGGAUGUUCAGCUCUGACAAGAUCCUCUUGAGCAAAAAUUCAUUCAAGUGGAAGGAGCACACCAUUAUCCACAGUAAGUUUGACUCAUACCUUGUGGAAAACAAAUUAGGAGAGGGCAGUUUUGGAAAAGUGAUCCGCUGCAGGAACCUUCACACAGAUGAGCUGAGGGCCAUCAAGGUUCUAAAGCGAAACACCAAUGCAGGCAAAGCUGAACUGAAAGCAUUGAAAGCGAUUAGACAGCUCGACGCUGACAAGACCAACUUGAUCAAGUUUUACGAAGGGUUCAACUACAAAGGACACAAGUGCCUUGUCUUUGAGUUUCUGAGUCAAAGCUUGUAUGACUUUUUCAUAGACAGAAAGCUUCUCCCGCUGCACGUGUCUGAGAUAAGGGUCAUAGCUCAACAGAUGUUAGUGGCUCUGGAUGCACUGAAAAGCAUCGGCAUUGUUCACUGUGAUAUCAAAUCAGACAACAUAAUGCUUGUGAACCACGAGCUGCAGCCGUUUAAGGUGAAGCUUAUCGACUUUGGCAACGCCAUGAGGAGAUCCACGUUGGAAAGGGUUGAGAUGAUCCAAGCUCUCGGCUACAGAGCCCCCGAAGUGGUGCUGGGCCUGCCCUUGGAGGAGGGCGUUGACAUGUGGGCUCUCGGCUGCGUUCUGGCCCUGGUGUUCAUCGGAAGGCACAUGUAUCCCGUGCAAUCCGAAUAUGAAUUCAUCAGAGUGAUAACAAAGCUCCACGGUUUCCCAGAGGACGAGAUUCUCAAGAAAGGGACGAGGGUGAGCACUUUCUUUACGUUCACUGAGGAUUUGUUCUGGAAGCUGAACACGAAUGAGGAAUAUCAAAAACUGACGGGAAAAAAAGUUGUCAAGCACAGUUGCAUUGACAAAUACAUAAAGACUUUCGAUGAGUUGCCAAGGUUGCACCCAGGACUGGAUGAUCUUGUUGAAGAAAAAGACACACGGGCUUUCAUGAGCCUCCUUAAGCGAAUGCUGCAUAUCAAUCCGGCAAAAAGGAUCACCCCAAGCCAAGCUCUCGGCCAUCGUUUCAUAACCAUGUCACAUCUUUCGCAUAAAAGCAGGGGGCCGUACGUAUCUUUGGCCCAUGCAAACAUGAGAGAGUCGCAGCUGGAGGAAGCAGAGGUUGGAAGGUAUAAAACAUCCAGUGAAAAUCUGUGCAUAUUUGGUUCAGCUAUUUCAUGCUUUGACCACCAACCUGAAGAGGAUUAUGAAAAUGAGGAAUAUAUAUUUUCAAUAAAAGCUGGGAGACUGAACACUGAAAGCCAAACUGACCCAGGGUCACAGGGGGAGAUGGUACACGGGGUCGAAACAUCUCAGAAAGUGGCGGCAGCUUUACAGCAAUACAAAAAACUCUCGUGCAAGAAAGGAAGAAUCCUGAUCCAUGUGAAGCCCCAGAUGUCUUCUCGAGAAACGCCCCUACCUGUCAGGAAACAAAUACGACCAACAAAGCUGCAGAAGUGUGUUUCCAACUCCAAACUGCCCAAUCCAUUAAGAUCUGAAGGUAAGGUAGACAGAGCAUCGUCUGGUGCUGUCAGCAGUAUACCAGGUCCUUGUAAAGAACCCACAAAAUCGGAAAACGAAGAUAGAAACCUUUCCUUCUUAGGUGAGAAUUACUUUGACAGUGCUGAGUCUGCAGAAAUACCUGACAAGUUCCUGUCCAUCCACUACUGA